GUCUUUUACCAUUUGAACAGAACCAAAAAAGGCUCUCCACGCCUAAAAAAAAUAAAAGAAAGAGACAGAAGAAGAAGAAUCAAACUUUACAACCUUUAGCAAGUAGCAACAAUGGCGAUGGCUUUCAAGAUGGCGACGACAGGGAUACGCGUGACGGAUGAGUGUACGAGCUCAUUCAUGGAGAUGAAAUGGAAAAAAAUACACAGAUACAUAGUUUUCAAGAUCGAUGAGAAGUCACGUAAAGUCACCGUCGAUAAAGUCGGCGGCGCCGGCGAAAACUACCACGAUCUCACCGCUUCUUUACCUGUUGACGACUGUCGCUACGCCGUCUUCGAUUUCGACUUUGUCACCGUCGAUAACUGCCGCAAGAGCAAGAUCUUCUUCAUCGCAUGGUCGCCGGAGGCGUCGAGGAUAAGGGCGAAGAUAUUGUACGCGACGUCAAAGGCAGGGCUGAGGAGAGUAUUGGAAGGGAUUCACUAUGAGCUUCAAGCCACUGAUCCGACGGAGAUGGGUUUCGAUAUCAUCCAAGACCGUGCUAAGUAAAAAUAUUAACUAAGAGAGUAUGGAUUUGACUCACUUUGUCAAUAAUUAACGUUAAUUAGGUAUCGAUUAAUGUUUAAUUAUUGCGGGUUAGUGCUUACUUUUUCCUUUCAGUCUUACCAGCACUACCCUUUAAUUAUGGACGUUUGUUUGUGUUUUUGAUUGUGUUGUUUACUUGUUUAUAGUUAUCUUUUUUUUUGUCGGUUAAGCAAACAUAAGCUACGAAUUUGUCUUUAAGUAACGACAUAUAUACGUCUAUGAGAAAUGUAUCUUUGGCUCAAAAUAUCAUUUAUCUAAUUUGUAAUGAAUGGUUAGUUCAA
Messenger RNA from Camelina sativa (false flax), 860 nucleotides. Its product is annotated as actin-depolymerizing factor 5. The record is from RefSeq and is a predicted model, not a curated record. Gene Ontology annotation, cellular component: actin cytoskeleton. Gene Ontology annotation, biological process: actin filament depolymerization. NCBI's taxonomy places the organism in Eukaryota, Viridiplantae, Streptophyta, Magnoliopsida, Brassicales, Brassicaceae. Gene Ontology annotation, molecular function: actin binding.